Molecule: messenger RNA, 528 nt
Organism: Closterium sp. Naga37s-1
Lineage: Eukaryota; Viridiplantae; Streptophyta; Zygnematophyceae; Desmidiales; Closteriaceae
Source: the annotation of a GenBank genome assembly
AUGCCCUCUUUGGGAAACAACUGGGCUGCAUGGUGCUGGGGCAUCGUGCUGGGGCAUCGUGCUGGGGCAUGGUGCUGGGAUGCAUGUUGCUGGGAUGCAUGGUGCUGGGGCAUGGUGCUGGGCGGCAUGGUGCUGGGCGGCAUGGUGCUGGGCGGCACGGUGCUGGGCGGCAUGGUGCUGGGCGGCAUGGUGCCGAGCUGCCACUUGGAUGACGUUUUCCUCUUUCUCUCUCCGUUCUGUCUCCCUUCCAUACCCCUCCGCUCCCCUCCCCUUCCCCUUGCUGCCCCUUUCCUCCCCUUCCCCUACCCUUGCCCUCCCCUUUCUCUCCCCUCUCCCUUCCCUCUCCCUUCCCUUUCCAUCUCGCUCCCUCCUUGUUCCCUCCCGUUUCCUUCCCCUUCCCCUUCCCUUCCCCACUCCUUCCCCUCCCCUUCCCUCCCCCUCCCCUCCCCCUCCCCUUCCCUCCCUUUCCGAUCCCCCUCCCCUUCCCGUUCCCUUCCCCACCACCGUAAGUUGGCAGAUGCGCCAUAA